Molecule: messenger RNA, 2543 nt
Organism: Manihot esculenta (cassava)
Lineage: Eukaryota; Viridiplantae; Streptophyta; Magnoliopsida; Malpighiales; Euphorbiaceae
Product: ankyrin repeat-containing protein At5g02620-like
Exons: 5
Coding region: 365-2296 (643 amino acids)
Cellular component (GO): plasma membrane
Molecular function (GO): protein phosphatase regulator activity; protein phosphatase 1 binding
Source: RefSeq, a predicted model, not a curated record
UUAGAUACUAUAGUAACUUAAGAAUUUUAUGACACUUUUAAGUAAAUUAGAUAUUAGUUGUAAACUUGCCUUUACUGAAUCUCAAGAGCACUGGCCAGAACACGCAAAGCUCAGAUGCCUUGGCCCUCCCCCAUGGAUGCUUUCUCUUCUCACACUCCUCACUCAUAUUCUUCUCACCUUCUCCAUAUCAGCAGCGCAUAAAUGGAGCUCUAGAGCCGUACCUAUUCACCCCAUAACCAUUUCCUUGUCACUGGUUUGAUCCCAAAGUUCACCACCAUUGCAGCCUCUGUUUCGUUCCUUCUCAAACAGGAGCUGUCAAAUUCUACAAACUUCUUGUUUUUUUCAUCAAGGCGGAUAAGUAGAGAUGUCAAAUGCUAGCAAAAAUUGCCUCCACAAGAGAUGCCCAUCCAUGGAAGACGACUUAAAGAAGGCAGCAGCAGAAGGAAAAUUUGAUCCGUUCAAAGAACAUUUAGAUCAUCUUGAUUGCAUAGUCACAUAUAAUAGGAACACAAUACUUCAUGUUCAUCUUGCCUUGUUAAGAGAAAGAUCUACUGAGUUUAUAAAACAAGUAGUUGGCACUUGCCCCAAGUUGUUGACGCAGGAAAAUCGUGACGGUAAUACUCCAUUGCACAUAGCAGCUAGGCACGGGCAUACUGAUGCAGCGGAAGAGCUAAUCAGACAGGCUGAGGCCUUACAUGGAGACAACAUAGAAGCAGUGAGGGAGAAGUUAAGGAAGGAAAAUAAAAAGAAAGAAACAGCCUUGCAUGUGGCAGCCAGAAAUGAAAGAAGUGUGGGUGUUGUCAAAGCAAUAUUGAGCAAGGAAGAUCCUCACCACAAGUAUCCUCCUGAUGAACAGGAUGAAACUCCUCUUUACUUGGCUGUUGAUAACACUUGUACGAAUAUAGUGGCUGAACUGUUAAAUCAUUUCAGUUCAGAAUCUUUGGAUCUGGACAGUGAUGGUCAUGAUAAUGUGAUGCACACGGCAGUACGGCGCUGGAGUACAGAGAUAGUAAGUUUGCUCUUGAAGAAAGAGAGUAGUUUGGCCAAAAAACCAACUUAUUACGGAUGGACACCGCUUCACACUGCUGCAGAUGAAGGUUGGAGCUCAAUGGUGACAACUCUAUUAGACAUGGAUAAAUCUAUUGCAGGCUGCAUUACUGGAGAUUCUUGGAAGAUGACAGCUCUUCAUAUAGCAGCUGUAAGAGGCUUUAAACAUGCAAUGAAUGAGAUUAUUUCUAAAUGUCCGGAUAGCUGUAAAAUCACUUGUAGAAAAGGCCGAAACGUUCUUCAUUAUGCAACGUUGAGUGAAAAUGAUGAAGUGCUGCAAGCAAUCCUUGAAACUCCAUCGUUGGUUUACCUUAUAAAUGGAAAAGAUCAUGGAGGGAACACGCCCGUUCAUCUGUUCAAGGCUCUUAAUCUCCCUUUGCCUUCUUUCAUAGUUGAUGGAAAUACUGAUGCCUUCAUCCUUUGGAAUAAAUUAUACGAUGAAAUCCCUGGAGACUUUAGGGUGAAGGAUUUGGCAAAAGCCAUUCCAUAUUUUCAAAAUUUGACGCAGGCUGAUAAAGAGAUUAUGGAUGAAUAUGCCCAGGAUGAAUAUUUUUGGGAAGUCUCUGCAGUGAUUUACAUUAUGGCAGAGAGUAAAACUGAGGAAUUUAUGCAUGAAGAAAAUAAGAUUCUGGCAGAGGGUAAAAAAACUGGGAAACUCAUGAAUCGUAGAUUGAAAAAGAGAGAAGAAAUGAUAAUAGAUAAACUGGAAAAAGCCAAGGACUCUCAUUUAGUUGUUGCAGCACUUGUAGCAACAGUAACAUUCGCCGCGGCAUUCACUUUACCAGGAGGUUAUAUAAGUGACAAAGAUGAUGCAGCGAACGGAACUCCCAUUCUGAGCAGAAGCUCAGCUUUUAAAGCAUUCGUUAUAUCAGAUACCAUAGCUAUGGCUCUUUCUACUUCUUCUGUCUUUAUCUACUUUAUUUCGGUGAUGUUAGGAUACAGUCCAAAAUACUAUUGGUUAAUAAGGACUGCCUUCAGAUUUAUCUUUCUUGCUAUGGGAGCAAUGGUGGUUGCAUUUGUGACAGGCACUUAUGCAGUUUUAGCACCGUUCUUAGGGCUUGCCGUUGCUACUUGCGUUAUUGGUUUGAGUUUCUUCAUCUUCUUGUUUUAUAUUUUGCUAAGGUUAAUAUAUGAUUUUCAUCCUGCUGGUGAUGCUAAUGGUGGUGAUGACACUGCGAGGAUACUAACUAUCUCUUGGAUAAGUUGUGGAGGCUGGUGGUUGAAGAAUUAUAUAAACAAAAGGAUUUAAUGAGCGCUUAUAUCCCAUCAAAAAAUCACUUUCUAGUGUAUGAAUGUCAUGCAUAUAUUGACAUACUUCAGUGUAAUAAUUUUGGAGGAUUGAUGCUGAAAGAUUUACAUUCACUCUGAAUGAAUAAAAUGGAUUUGAAUAUCAAUUUGAGGCUCUUCAUCUCCCUUUCCCUCUUUCAUAUUUGUAGCUCUUGAAUGUUGAAAACGUUCUCCCGAAUCAAAAAGUGGAAUUAAGAUGAUUUCACAAU